CAGGUAAGGCUGUGUCAAAUGCAAUCAGCUCCACAUUAGGACUUCCUCCCUUUCUCCCUGCUCGGCUUGACUUCCGCUCACGCUCGGUCUCGCGACUCCGCCGGCAACUGCUGAAGCAUUCCGAAAGGAGCUGACGUCAAGGGGGAAGGGCACGGGCCGUCCCGGCGUAUAUAUAGCCCUGCACCCCUGUCCAUUCAUAACGCAACUCUGGAUCUACAAGCCUACGCAGAGAAGCUCCUUCAUCGGAGUCUUCGGACAGCUGAACACAAGCAGAACGGAUUUUACCACAUCUGCCGGUUACUCGUAAAAAAAGAGACUCUGACGAAGCAACUUGAAGUUUCACAAACAAUGAAAAUGUCGGCGGAGGAGAUUUCCCAGAUCCUGAAAGAGGGAGAGCUGGAGAAGAGGAGCGACAACCUUCUCCAGUUCUGGAAAAGGAAAACUUGCGUGCUGACUACGGACAGCCUGAACAUCUACGCCGACACGCAGAAGCGCUCCAAGAGCAAAGAGAUGAAACUUCAGUCCAUCAAGAAGGUGGACUGUGUGGAGCGCACCGGGAAGUUUGUCUACUUCACCAUCGUUACUAUGGACAAUAAGGAAAUCGAUUUCAGGUGUUCCGCAGAGGACAACUGCUGGAACGCCGUGAUCACCAUGGCGUUGAUAGAUUUCCAAAACAAAAAGGCUAUCCAGGACUUUAAAACGCGACAGGACAACGAGAGCGCCUCGCCUGGGCAGCAGGAAAGACGUCUGGCCAGGGCGCCGUGAGCGACUCCGCACAUUGAACACUAUGUGUCAUUAUGGAACAUGAAGACAGAAUCGGACCAAAAGGAGACAUCUUCCGGUCCCAUCCGGUCCAGGGAUGAAGGAUUACUCGGGACGGGUCUCUCGGAAGCCGUACAAAGGCAGAAGGUUGACCCCGACAAAGAGACAGAGAAUUUCUAACGCAAGACUGAACUCUCAUUGUGAAAAGCAUUUUCUUUUUCUCAAACUUUUCUAGGAUAAGUGAUUCCGAGAAGAAGUUCAAACCUAUGUUUUUGUUGUAAUUUAUUGUUUCAAGGAUGUGGUGUUCAUGGAACAGUGGCUUUUGUUCUUUAAAUUAUUACUGUUUCAGUGUCUGUCAUGUGUCUAGUCUAUUUAUUGAAAUAAAUAUUCACUUUUGCCAUAAAAAA
Messenger RNA from Gadus macrocephalus (Pacific cod), 1169 nucleotides. RefSeq names its product pleckstrin homology-like domain, family A, member 2 (gene phlda2). The transcript has 2 exons. NCBI's taxonomy places the organism in Eukaryota, Metazoa, Chordata, Actinopteri, Gadiformes, Gadidae. Gene Ontology annotation, molecular function: phosphatidylinositol phosphate binding. Bases 349 to 765 code for a protein of 138 amino acids. The record is from RefSeq and is a predicted model, not a curated record. Gene Ontology annotation, biological process: positive regulation of apoptotic process.